Cyprinus carpio (common carp) is the source of this 7216-nucleotide messenger RNA. RefSeq names its product tensin 1a (gene tns1a). The record is from RefSeq and is a predicted model, not a curated record. Lineage: Eukaryota; Metazoa; Chordata; Actinopteri; Cypriniformes; Cyprinidae. Gene Ontology annotation, molecular function: protein binding. Bases 214 to 5307 code for a protein of 1697 amino acids. Gene Ontology annotation, biological process: fibroblast migration. The transcript has 34 exons.
UCCUCCUCGUCCUCCGACAGACAGAAUGCUGCAGCAUCCACUGGGUAAGGUAACGUGUGUGCAAGCAAGAGCAGGGUAAUUCUUGCUACCUGCUCUGCAGCUAAAGGGAUCUGUCCUCCCAUCAGCUGUCUGCUAUUGGAUUUAUCUGGAGAAUAAGCACAGAAUAGAAAGGGUGAUUUUAAGGAAGCAAAAGAGUGACAGAAGGAGGCAACCAUGGCCCGGCUGAACUGGUGUCUAGCAGCAGUGAUUAGCUGGGGGAAGUUCCUCUUCUCUUGUUUCUUUCCAUUGCGAGCAGCUAGGAGAGAUAAGCCAGAAGAUUUUGAGGCUGUUCAUUCCCACACCUUCAAGGCUAAGUCCUUUAAAAAGGCCAAGAGUUGUGCAGUAUGCAAGCAGGCUUUGACGAAGGAGGGCCUGGUCUGCAAAGAGUGCAAGUUGUCCUGCCAUAAGAAAUGUGAGGUAAAGGUAGCCACAGCCUGUGAAUCUACAGCUACUACAACGACUACAACUACUACAACUAACUACAAUCAGGGAUCAACAAAUUCUCCCAAUAUGGACUCCAAACGAAGGCCAUCCAGGACCCUAAGUCUGAUGCAAAAAAUGGAGGAAAAUAAUGAAGUGGACUUGGUCUACAUCACAGAGCGCAUCAUUGCUCUGUCCUUCCCUGGUGGAACAGAGGAGCAAAAAUACAGUGUACAUCUGAGGGAGGUGACCAGCAUGCUCCGUUCUAAACACCAGCAGCACUAUCUACUGCUUAAUCUCAGUGAACGGAGGCAUGACAUCACCAAGCAGAACCCAAGGGUGCUGGAUUUUGGUUGGCCCGAUCAUCAUGCUCCUGCUCUAGACAAAAUUUGCAGUAUCUGUAAAGCCAUGGACACGUGGCUUAAUGCAGACCUUCACAAUGUGGUGGUACUGCACAACAAGGGAAAUUGGGGGAGAACUGGUGUUGUGGUGGGUGCCUACAUGCACUACAGUAACUUAUCUACUAGUGCUGACCAGGCAUUGGACAGGUUUGCCAUGAAGCGUUUUUAUGAAGAUAAAGCCAUGCCAAUGGGCCAGCCUUCCCAGAGGAGGUAUGUGCAUUACUUUGCUGGUCUCCUUUCUGGCCACAUAAAAAUCAACAACAAGCCCCUGUUCCUUCACCAUGUCAUCAUGCAUGGCAUCCCUAAUUUUGAGUCUAAAGGAGGUUGCCGACCCUUCCUCAAAAUUUAUCAAGCAAUGCAGCCUGUGUACACAUCUGGAAUUUAUAAUGUUCAAGGCGACAGCCAUACGAGCAUCUGUAUCACCAUUGAGCCUGGCCUGCUAUUAAAAGGAGAUAUACUGCUGAAAUGUUAUCACAAGCGUUAUCAAAACCCCAGUAGGGAUGUGAUCUUCAGAGUGCAGUUCCACACAUGUGCAGUACACAAUUUAGCUCUGGUCUUCACCAAAAAUGACCUUGAUGAGACAUUUAAAGCAGAUGAAAGAUUUCCUGAAUAUGGAAAGGUGGAGUUUAUCUUUUCUUUUGGCCCAGAGAAAAUCAAAGGGUUGGAUCAUCUACAGAAUGGACCUAGUGUCUCUGUUGACUACAACACCCAGGAUCCCCUGAUCCGCUGGGACUCUUAUGAAAACUUCAACAGGAGAUGUGAAGACAUUAAAGAUGAUGUGGCUCAUUCUCAAGGUCCAGUAGACGGCAGCCUUUACAUCCGGGUUCAGAAGAAAGACUCUCUUGAGGGAAUUGUGUCAGCCAGUGGUGCUUAUUCAACUGAUCGUGUUCCUCCUGUAGUUGAACACGCACUUCCUCUUCCAGUUGCCAACCAUCCACUACCAGCUGCAGACCACGCUCUUUCUGUCAGCAGUGACUCAGGAAACUCUACUGCUUCUGUUAAGACAGACCGCACAGAUGAUGCUCAACAGCCUUUGUCAUCCUCAGGGCCUGUGAGCCAAGCUCCCCCUGAGACUGCAGUAAGCCCUUGUGAGAACCGAGAGUUGGAACAGCUUCUGAGUGGGUCAGAGGGACCACCACUUCUCCCUCAUCAGAAUUUCCUCUCUUUUGCCAACACAAGCCCAGGGGUUGGAGUGCGGCACCUUGUGCCUGCCCAGGUCCACGUUAACGGACAAGCUGGUGCUGAGCGUGAAGCUGACAUCAUUGACGACGAGCUGCCAGAAAGCCAGAUAGGAGAUAACAGUGCAGGCAGUCUUGGCACACUCUCUUCCUUUGAGGGUCAAGAUACACCAGCUGACAGCAAACCAGUCACUGAGUCCACUGUAGUGGAAGUAGUUGAGAGACAACGUGGGAAUUUCCUAGAGCGAAGGCUUAAAAAGGAGAUGCCUGUGCACCAGCUUCGAGGGUCAUCAUCAGCACAUGGACUGAUAGACUACAGUGGGCAGAAUGAAGGAAUGUAUCGCUCGCAGUCAUAUGGUGGUCUAAUGCUGGAUGGAGGACCUCGGUACUUGCCACAAGCUCCUGAACGUAAUAUCAGCAGCCGAGAGGCAGUGCAGCGAGGGCUCAGUGCUUGGCAUCAAUAUGGUCUUGUGGAUGACCCCUUCUUUGGCUCGAAUGGUGCUCUGCCACGCUUCCCAACUCGUGGAGGUGGUUCACAGCAGGAUGUAGAACAGUCUAUAGAUGCCCUAAACAUGCUCAUGCUUGACUUGGAGCCUUCACAUACACCAUUUCCCAAAUCCCAGAGUGCUCCACCAGGAGAGAACAUCUCAGCUUUCCAUCCACCAUUUGCCCAGACACUAGCCAGACCUUCUUACCAGGCUGACCAGGCCAUCUAUAGUGUCACUGGUGGCCCGCCUCUCUCUUCCUCUGCCAGUUUUGGUCAGUCCUCACAAAGAUCAUCACCUGCUUACCCCAUGACUCCACUAUCUGAGCACCAUCAGAGGGGUUACCAGUCACCUCAGGCCAUUUCACCUAUGUAUCAGCAAGAUCCCUACAGUAUCCGUGGAGGUUCAGUUACAACACCAUCCCCAACUUUACCCCUCCCAUCUCCAAUCAAACCCCAGUAUGUCUACCCAGGAAGUAACGGGGUGUCUUACUCUCCAGACCCUCAGGGCACUUUCCCAGGCCCUCAGCAAAGCUACAGCACAUCAUCAUCCCCACUGCCCCCUGUUACCAUUGCAAAAGAACCUGAGCCAAAGUCUGAGGAUGAGAUGCUGAACCUUGAGGGACUUGUGGCCCACCGUGUGGCAGAGUACAACGCCCGUAUCCGGGGCCUCUCCAAUAGCAUGUCCUUCCGGUCUGAACAUCAUCGUUCCUAUUCCUUCUCUGGAUCACAUUCACGUACAGCAACCCCAGAUGAAGCCAUGCCAACUAUGCGUCGACGAACCACAAGUGAAAGCCAGUACCUCAGCAGCCAAAAUGACAGUGCAGCCCGCAGAGUGUGCUCUCCAUUGAAACCUGUAUCUCCAGACUUUGCCAACACAAUUGCAAUGAACCCAGGUGGACAACCUAAGGAGAAAACAGUGCAUAGCUACAGGGAGGCCUUUGAGGAGAUGGAAUCAGCUCCUUUUAGUCCUACCCACAGUAGUGGUGGCCAUUCUGGUCAGGCCGCUCUUUCAGCCAUGGGAAUGAAGGCACAGAAUCCUACAGAAGCUCUAGUACAACAAAGCAGUUCAGAUUCUGAUUCUAGUGAUGAUAUGGAAGUGCAACAUGGUAUUGUGGCAACAGGAGUCAGAGGAGGGGGAUUGAUUUCUCCUCUGCAGCAUCAAUCUUCUCCUGCUUUUGAAAGACCAGUUGCUCCUGCCCACACUUUCAACCCACCUCAACCAGUCAACAAUGCUAUUUCUGAUAGUUUUGGAAGGCAACCUGCCUUUGCAUCUUUUCCAUUUGAGCCCGUCCGGGCUCCUCUCUUCCCAGACACCUUUACUUACCUUAACCCUGAUGAGGCCACUGUUAACAUCGUGGGUGUUCAUCACGUUCCAGGAAGCCCCAACACACUCCAUCGUACAGUUGCCACCAAUACACCUCCAAGCCCUGCCCUUCAACGUAGGCUUGGUGGUCCAAGUAGCCCUGCUUUGGGACGACGUCUACCAACAGCCAAUGGCGGCAGUGAACCAACCACACCCAAUAGCCCUCUUUUGGGUCGCAGUGGCAAGUUCAUCCCGCCAAGCCCUGUGCUAGACCGCCAUUACUCACCUGCUCCAGUUGCCUCUGGCCCAGAUUACAAAGCUCCACCUAGGGUUCAGGCCACCCCAGAUGAGAGACAUGUAGCAGAGUCCAGGCAAAGCACCACUUCUUUGGUUCAACCUGGACCUGCUACCCCUUCAUUUCCCCUAGAGCAAUCUUGUAGCCCCUCAUUGUUCCUGCCCCUGGAUGUAACAGCAGGAUCCAUUGCAGAUAAUUCUAAAACUGUUCCAACAGACAGCAUAGAAAGUAGGAAAGCUUCCACUCCUACACAAGGACCUGCAAUCGCCUCAAUAUAUGCAGAUGGACCUCCAGAUAUAAGAAUCAAUAUCAAAUUUGUUCAAGAUACAUCCAAAUUUUGGUACAAGCCAGAAAUCUCCAGGGAGCAAGCCAUUUGUAUUCUUAAAGAUCGUGAACCAGGAGCAUUUGUCAUUCGAGACAGUAACUCUUUCAGAGGAGCAUAUGGCUUGGCCAUGAAAGUAGCCUCCCCCCCUCCAACAAUGCAGCAGAACAAGAAAGUUGGUGACAUCACAAAUGAGUUGGUACGACACUUCUUGAUUGAAACCAGUGCCAAGGGCGUGAGACUUAAGGGUUGCCCAAACGAGCCCUACUUUGGGUGUCUGUCGGCUCUCGUAUAUCAACACGCCAUCACACCUCUGGCUCUUCCAUGCAAGCUUAUGAUCCCUACAAGAGAUCCAAAUGAAGAGGCCUUGGAGCUAGCCACACCAACAAGUUCAACCAUGGAUUUAUUAAAACAGGGAGCAGGACCUCCUAAAAACACAGAAGAUUUUUAUGCAUGUAAUGUUUUGUACAUAAACUCUGUGGAUAUGGAAUCACUGACUGGUCCUCAGGCUGUGGCCAAAGCCAUCACUGAAACGCUUGCUGCCAGAUCUUCUCCUACAGCAACAACUGUCCACUUCAAAGUCUCCACACAGGGCAUCACACUCACUGACAAUCAGAGGAAGAUUUUUUUCCGUCGUCAUUACCCAAUCAACAUGAUCACUUACUGCAAUUUGGACCCACAAGACAGAAAAUGGAAUAUUGCAGAGGGUGGUGUAGCAAAACUGUUUGGGUUUGUGGCUCGAAAACAAGGAAGCACGACUGACAAUGUGACUCAUCUGUUUGCUGAGCUGGAACCAGACCAGCCUGCUUCAACCAUUGUCCAUUUUGUCUCCAAAGUCAUGCUGAACACCCAGAAACCUUGAGUGAUCAUCUAGCAACCAUCUUGGUUUUCUCACCAAAGAGGAUUUGGUUAUACUUAUCUCAUUUUUCCAGAGUGGAUUAUUCUUUUUACAUACAUUAUUACUUUAUUUUUGUUGAAUAACUCUGGUGGUUGGGUUCUUACUCUUUCUUCUUUGUGAAGAUUUGAAAAUGAUGCUGUUUUUUUGAGUGAAGAUCGUUCUGAAAAAAGCAGAUUAAGAAUAUGUCAGGGUUAAAGUACUGUAGUAAGUGUGAAUGACAGGGAUAAAGGUUGUCCCUUUGGCCUUCUUUAUCAGGAGGCAGGACUUUACAAUAAAAAAUACAAAUAAUAUUUAGAGAAAAUGCCAGUAUUGUAAUUGAACAACCAAAGGUAGAGUUCAGAAAAAAAUAAGGUCUGACAAUUAUUUUAUUUUUUGUAAAAAAAGAAAAAAAAAUCAGAUCGGACAAGUCAAAAACUCAAAAUUCUUCUUUCUGUGUCCUCCUGUGAAAAGUAUGAAGAAGCCAUUUUGCAUGUUUGCUUGCAAGAAUCACAAGAGUAAGUCAUUUUCUCUGAAUUCAGAGGACAUUAGUUUGCUCUGCUGUUACUCAGAAAAGCAUUUUGCAGAACUUAGCUUUUCACUUUAAAUAACAGACCAAAUCUAUUAAUAAAAAAAAAAAAAAAAAUGUGGUCCAAAAAAUGUCACCUUGCCAAACUGAUCACCACAUAAAGACUUGCUACACUUGCCUGCGGACAUAGAAAUAGCAACUACACUGCAGUCACUGGAAACUUUAUGCUGAGAUUGUAUAUCCAUAUGGAUAGUAAAGAACAUUGGCUCUACCCACAAAUGUCCUGGCUGUGGUAGUAGAUGUUUAGCUUUUUCUGAACUGUGCUUAACAUCCCAUUCACAGCUUUGCCCCAGUCAGUGACAAUUAUAAGACAACAUUUUGUUGCAUACUGUUUGAAUGCAUGGGUAGAUCCAUUUUGUACUUGUCUUUAAAAUGUAUUAUGACAAAUUAUGACAAUUAAUGAAUAUUUAUUUUUGUUGCAGUAUUACUCAUGGGUAACUAAUAUUAAAAUAUAGUGUAUAGUCUACAGAAAAAAAAACUUGACUUAAAAGUUAAAAAUAAAUUAUUUUAGCUAAAAUAUCAAAAUCAGGUUUUGAGAAACUCUUGAUGUAAAAUGUAUGUUACAGUUUUUGUUGUGCUUUAUUUGAAUGUGUGUUCACUGUGUCACUUGUGUUAGGUGAUUUAGAAUGAAAAGGCAUGAAUGUGGAAGAAACUGAAAAAAAAUAUUUUAGAUUAAAAAACAAAACACCAAUUAAUAUAUGUAUAGAAAUUUGACAUGAGUGCUGCCAUUAUGUGUGUGAUUAAAAUAGCUCCUGGAUUGAUGUGGAUUACGUUAUUGGUCAAAGAGAGGUCAUUUAAUUUGCUGUUUUCUGUGGAAAUGUAAAAGAGGCAAUGUAACAAUAUGUUUGCCAGAAGUAUAUAGAAUUUCAUGUAAUGCACGUUCCAUCCUGUCAAUGACUAGGUUGUUAUAGUAGGUACAUUAUCUGUUCACCAUCAUUAAGUACUUUAUAAUCAUUGAUGGGGCAAAAGAGACUGAAUAUUUAAAAAAUAAUAAUCUAAAGUAACUGACAGGAUGAAAAGUGUUUUAUUAUAGAUUUCUCUAUAACAAGAGGCAAUGGUGGUACUCUUAAACUGUAAGCCAUUAAUAGGAAGUCAGAGCAGUUCACCUAAAAUGUGUUAGCAGUGCAAUAUUUACUGUCAGGUUUUACUGUUUUUCAAAUGUAAGUUAGAAAGGAGCAUGAUCAUGGAUGAAAUGAGAGAAACUGUGGGGUUUACAGUCAAUUUUGUCUAUUUUCAAAUGGUCAAAAAGGAGCAAUUUGAAAGAUCAUGUGCAGUUGAAAAUAAAGAAGAAAAAAAUCAUAAAGUGAA